AUGGCUUCCCCAAUUCCCCGUGGACUCAAGCAGGUGCUCCAGAAGUCGCCGAACGACAUCGUCAUUCUCUCCUCUCUCCGUACCGCCGUCACCCGUGCCAAGAAGGGUGGUUUCAAAGAUGCCUACCCCGAAGAGCUGCUCGCCAGCGUCCUGCGCGCCACUCUCAAGGCCAACCCUAACCUCGACCCUGCCCUAAUCGAGGAGUGCACCAUUGGUUCCGUCCUGCAAGAGCUCGGUGGCGCAAAGGCCGGCCGCAUGGCCCAAAUCCACGCCGGAUUCCCCAACACCGUUCCCUUCAACACUAUCAACCGCCAAUGCUCCUCCGGUCUGGCCGCUAUCACCGCCGUUGCGAACGGCAUUCGCGCCGGCUCUGCUGAUAUCGGUGUCGGUGGUGGUAUGGAGUCCAUGACUCGCAACUAUGGCUCCCGCGCAAUCCCCACCGUCCUCUGGCCCGAACUGAAGGAGUCUCACUCCCAGGAUGCCCGGGACUGCAUCAUGCCCAUGGGUCUGACCUCUGAGAACGUCGCCAAGCGCUACGGUAUCUCCCGCGCGGACCAGGAUGCUUUCGCCGUCGAGUCGCACGCAAAGGCUUCUGCCGCUCAGAAGGCCGGUCGCUUCAGCGGAAUUGUCCCUACCACCACUAAGUCCUACUCCGCCGAGAACCCCGAUGCUCCUCCCCAGGAUAUCACCGUUACCCAGGAUGACGGUAUCCGUCACGGCCUCUCCCUCGAGAAGGUGGCUGCUCUCAAGCCUGCUUUCGCCGCUGACGGCGCCAGCACUGCCGGUAACAGCUCCCAGGUCAGCGACGGUGCCGCUGCUGCUCUGAUGAUGCGUCGUUCCACCGCCGAGGAGCUCGGUCUGUCUGGCUCCAUCAAGGCUCGCUGGGUUGCUUCUGCCGUUGCUGGCUGUGCUCCUGAUGAGAUGGGUAUUGGUCCUGCUGUUGCCAUUCCCAAGCUGCUCCAGAGCGUUGGUGUGACUGUUCCCGACGUCGGUGUCUGGGAGAUCAACGAGGCUUUCGCCUCCCAAGCUCUGUACAGUGUCCGCAAGCUUGGUAUUGAUGAGGCCAAAGUUAACCCCAACGGUGGUGCUAUUGCUAUUGGUCACCCUCUCGGUGCUACCGGUGCUCGCCAGCUGGCUGAUCUGCUGCCCGAGUUGGAGCGCAGCGGUCAGGACAUUGGUGUUGUCAGCAUGUGCAUUGGUACCGGUAUGGGUAUGGCUGGUAUGUUUGUUCGGGAGUAA
Molecule: messenger RNA, 1239 nt
Organism: Penicillium waksmanii
Lineage: Eukaryota; Fungi; Ascomycota; Eurotiomycetes; Eurotiales; Aspergillaceae
Product: thiolase family protein
Exons: 1
Coding region: 1-1239 (412 amino acids)
Biological process (GO): phenylacetate catabolic process; fatty acid beta-oxidation
Cellular component (GO): peroxisome
Molecular function (GO): acetyl-CoA C-acyltransferase activity
Source: RefSeq, a predicted model, not a curated record